CAGGCGGAAGCGAGGAUGCAGGCGGCGGAGCGCGAGGCGGAGGCGGGGGCGGGGGCGGGGGCGGCCGGGCCCGAGCCCCCCGCCGCGCCGCCCGCGCCGGCCCCCCCCGCGCCGCCGCCCUUCGACCUCUUCCGUCUCGUGACGCGGCGCCGCCGCCUGAGCCUCUACCUGGAGCCGCUGCGGGACGCGGCCCGCGCCGCCCGCGCGCUGCUGCGGUGGCAGCAGCCGCUGUGCUCGCUCCUCGCCUGCCUCGGCCUCAACUUCCUGCUGCUCACACUCAGCCGAGCGGCGUGGUACGGGGUGUGCGCGGCGCUGGUGGCGCUGCCGGCGGCGCUGGGCUACCUGCAGGAGACGUGCCGCGUGCGCCGGCCGCCGCGCGAGCUGGCGCGCAGGAAGCACCACAGCGUGCGGCGCCAGGACCUGCCGCAGGCGCCGCUCUCGCGCUCCGAGGCCAUCGCCGAGGUCAAGACCUUCCUGAUCCAGCUGGAGGCCUUCCUGAGCCACGUGUGCGGGCGCUGCGAGGCCGCCUACCGCGUGCUGCGCUGGGAGGACCGCGCCGCCUCCACCCAGUUCUACGGCGCGCUGCUGGGCUCCAUCUGCGUCCUGUACCUGCUGCCGCUCUGCUGGGUGCUCGCCCUGCUCAACAGCAGCCUCUUCCUGGGCAACGCCGAGUUCUACCAGGUGGUGCUGGAGUUCAAGGCCACAGUGGAGCAGCAGCUGGGCAUCAGGCCCAUUGAGAGCCCCUCGACCUCACAGCCGGCUGAGAUUGAGGCAGGUGCUGGGGCAGCUGCGCCCCUGCCGGAUCGGACCCCCACACCCACCAGUGCCGAGGACCUGACGCCUGGCAGCGUGGAGGAGGCAGAGGAGGCAGAGCCUGACGAGGAGUUCAAGGAUGCCAUUGAGGAGAACCAGCUGCUGGGCCUGGAGCUGCUCUACCCCCAGGAGGACGACGAGAGUUCGCAGUGCUCGGUAGAGUUUGACCUCCCGGACAACGGCUUCCUGAGCAAGAACGAGGUGAUCCGCAGCAAGGUGUCGCGCCUCACCGAGCGCCUGCGCAAGCGCUGCCCCUCCAACAACUUCGGCAGCUGCACCGGUUGUGCUGCCACCUUUUCCGUGCUCAAGAAAAGGCGGAGCUGCAGCAACUGUGGGAACAGCUUCUGCUCCCGGUGCUGCUCCUACAAGGUGCUCAAGUCCUCCAUGGGAGCCACAGCUCCGGAGGCGCAGCGGGAGACGGUGUUCGUGUGCGCGCCUUGCAGCCUGGCUCUUGCCAAGUGAAGCAUGGCGCAUCCUGCCCGGCCCUGCCCUGCCCAGCGCCUGCUGCAGCCGUGAGUGGGGCAGGGGCCUGGCCUGGCCUGGCCUCCCCACGGCUGCUUCCUCUGCCACCUGCCCCUCGCUGCUCUGCAGCCAUCCCCGCCCCAGGCCGGGCAGUGCUGUGGGUUCCAGCUUGGCAGCUCCGUUCAGGUGUGUGGGGGCAACAGGCCUAGUGCUGAGCGGAGCCAUGGGGGCAGCUGGCCUGUCCUCGCCCUGCCUGGCUAGGUGCCCCCGGCGUCCUCAGAGCCCCGCUAGGCCAGGAUGAGAGCGGGGCGUGAGUGAGAGACGGGCUGUCUUUGCAGAGCCCGGGUGGGGCCUGUGAUCUCUGGCUGUGGCUGGGGAGGGGGGGUCCCCAGGGCUCUUCCGGGUCUCUGGCCUGGAACCUGCUGCUGGGCACUGGGUCCCUCCCCCCCCCAGGCAGGAUGGGACUCGGGAGUCUUGCCCCCUCAGGGGAGCCAGCCUGGUGCAGAGCGUCAAGGCUGGGGCCGUCUGGGUCCCAGAGCAGGUACUCUUGGGGCAGGACCCCCCUCCUCUCCCCAGGCCUGUCUGCAGCUGCUGCUUUGGACCAAGAUUAAUGUAUUAGUGUGUCUGAGACCAAUAAAAGCCUCAGCUGGA
Messenger RNA from Alligator mississippiensis (American alligator), 1926 nucleotides. RefSeq names its product zinc finger FYVE-type containing 27 (gene ZFYVE27). Gene Ontology annotation, biological process: neurotrophin TRK receptor signaling pathway; protein localization to plasma membrane; neuron projection development. Gene Ontology annotation, cellular component: growth cone membrane; endoplasmic reticulum tubular network. The coding region runs from base 16 to 1275 and encodes 419 amino acids. Lineage: Eukaryota; Metazoa; Chordata; Crocodylia; Alligatoridae. The record is from RefSeq and is a predicted model, not a curated record. Gene Ontology annotation, molecular function: metal ion binding. The transcript is spliced from 12 exons.